CCAGCGCACGACUCAGCGCUGAGAGCCAUCGAUGAGGAAGUGUAAUUGAACCUGCUGUGAGGAGGGAGGAACGCGUCUCCUCUCUGUAGUUCCUGGAGAGAGCGUCACCCAUCAAAACGCGCGGACUGGUGAGCAUAUCGCACUGGGAAUUACCGGGAUGUCCAAAGGAAUACUAUCAGUAAUCAUGUGCCUUAUUGGCACGGAGUCGGUGCCACCACAGCGGUAAGGUUUGUGGAGAGAGGGAAAGAGGAGGAGGAGGGGUAGACAGCCUGGCAGACAGGUGCGACUCCACAGCCUGUUUCAUUUUCUCUCGGUCCUAUUAAGUAGUAGAGCCAUGGAUACCCGCAAGGAAAACAAGGAAAGAAAAGCCAUGAAACCCAAAACGACGAAGCGAAAGGAGAAGAAAUACAAAACCGGGAGGUUUAUCAGGAGGAAAUCGCUGCGGUCUUUUGGGAAUUUCAUGGGAAGGAUCCUUAAAACUUUGGGCACUUUGGCGCACUUUGGCGACGCGGAGCCGCCGGACGCGGAGGACGACGACGGCGGGUUCGGGCAGAGCGCAUCGGGGGGUUUCAAAGACGACUGUGCGCAGACCCCCAGGGAGGGAACCGUGAAGAAGAGCUCCACGGUGUCCUCCUCUCACGGCUCGGUGAAAGACAGGCUGUCUUGGUGCCACGGCGACAAGACCCCCGGGGUGCUGGGACUGAAGAACCACGGCAACACCUGUUUCAUGAACGCCGUGGUUCAGUGCCUCAGCAACACGGACCUGCUGGCCGAGUACCUCGGGCUGGAGCAGUACAAGUCGGAUUUGUACCACAGGAGGGUGAACGGCGAGGUGAGAGGCGAGGAGCCGGAGAGCGCCAGGGGAGAGGUGACCGAGCAGCUGGCGUCGCUGGUUCGAGGUCUGUGGACCCUGGAGUACACGCCGCAGCUGUCUGUGGAGUUCAAGAGCAUAGUGGCCAAGUACGGCUCUCAGUUUCGAGGAAACUCUCAGCAUGAUGCCCUCGAGUUCCUCCUCUGGCUUUUGGACAGAGUGCAUGAAGAUGCUAAUCCCAGCCUCAACAACAACACUAACAGCAGCAGCAAGACCAAAGCCAACACCAAGGGACCCAGUUCAGUUGAGGACCCUUCCAGUCCCAGUUCAGCCAGCAAACAGCAGCCUCGAGAUCGACACAGUUUUGUCCAGGAACACUUCCAGGCUCAGUACAGGUCUUCUCUGACGUGCCCUCAUUGCCUUAAGCAGAGCAACACCUUCGACCCAUUUUCAUGUAUCUCCCUGCCUAUCCCCCUACGGCAAACCAGGCCGAUGUGUGUGACGCUGGUGUUCAGUACGAAGGGUCAGAGGUACCUGCGGGUGGGGCUGGCUGUACCUCUCUUUGGUUCCCUGUCCUGCCUCAGAGCCAUGGUGGCAGAGGAGGGCAACAUCUCCCCGGACCAGGUCAUCCUGGCUGAGUUGUACUCCACGGGUUUUCAGCGUUCCUUUUCGGAUGAUGAUGACCUGACAGCAAUUGCUGAUAGCGACGUCAUCUACGCCUUUCAGGCUCCUCCCCUCUACAGUCGUGGAGGCUCCGCGCCGCACUCAGGGUAUCACCACAGCCUCCCCUCCUCCCCCUACACAUCUAUGGCUGGACCCAACGGUCAGAGGUUACCUCCGUCUGGCACCCUCUCCUCUGAAUACCUGAACCAGGGCGCCUCCACAAAGGUCCUCCUCCUCAUCUGCAACACAGCGGGAUCGGGCCAGCAGGCUGUCAGGUUUGGGCCUCCAUUUCUCAUGCGUGAAGACAGGAGCAUCUCCUGGGAUCAGCUGCAGCAGAGCAUUCUCAGCAAGCUCUAUUAUCUGAUGCUGAAUGGAUCUCAGGCUCAGAAUGCUGGGGUGCUGUUUAAGAUCAGAGUAGUUGGAGGAUCGGCAGCCUACAGCUACCUGUCCCCACAGGACAGCCGGCCGCUGUACCAUCCUGCAGUUGACAGGGCUCUGAAGUUCUGUGGCCCUGGGGGACCCCCGCACGUUAAGGUUGUCAUCGAAUGGGAUAACAAGACUAAAGAAUGUCUCUUUGGCAGUAUCCAAGAGGAGGUGGUGAAGGACGCAGAGAGUGUGAGGAACCAGCAGCAGCAGCACCUACAGCAGCAUAGUUGUACCCUGGACGAGUGCUUUCAACUGUAUACCAAAGAAGAACAGCUUGCCCCAGAUGAUGCCUGGAAGUGUCCCCACUGUAAGCAGCUUCAGCAGGGCAUGGUGAAGAUGAGCCUGUGGACUCUCCCUGACAUACUCAUCCUCCAUCUCAAGCGCUUCCGACAGGUAGGCGAGCGGAGGAACAAGCUGUCAACCCUGGUGCGUUUCCCCUUGACUGGUUUGGACAUGGCCCCCCAUGUGGUAAAGAGGAGUCAAAGUAUGAGGAACCUGCACCUAGGGGCCUGGCAACAGCCUUGGAAGCAGCCCUCAGGCCAACACCACCAACCUGCUGACAUGAGCCUCCCCCACGACUAUCUGUACGACCUCUACGCUGUGUGUAACCAUCAUGGAGGAAUGCACGGAGGCCAUUAUACUGCAUACUGUAGGAACUCAGUGGACGGACAGUGGUACAGCUACGAUGACAGCAGUGUUGACUUGGUGCCAGAGGAGGAAGUCUGUACCAGAGGAGCCUACAUCCUUUUCUACCAGAGACGCAACACCAUUCCUCCAUGGUCAGCCAGUUGCUCCAUCAGAGGCUCCACCAGUUCAUCAAUGUCAGACCACUGGCUAAUCCGCCUGACAGGGGAUAGUAAGAGAGGCAGUCUGGUCUCUCGAUCCUCCACCACCUGCCCAUCCUCCUUACCUGACUCGCCUGAGUCUCCAGUCUUCCUUGAAAAUGGUUCUAAAGAGGAAAAGGGGGGUUUUGAGAGCAGGCCAUUUAUCAGGGGCCUUCAGGGACGCAGCGUGAGCAUGAGAGCCCCCAGCAAGACCAAGGACACUCUGAGCAAAGUGCUUCCCCUACGUUGGUCCUUUGGUUCAAAGGACAGACGGAAACCUGACCCAGUGCCUCCAUCUGUCCAAGAUCCAGCCCCUGUGGAGCUGGUACAGUACUUGGAAUCUGGCCGGCGGCCCCGAUGCACAAAGGAUCCAAUAGUAACAUUGAUGAGCGAACCACGCAGCACCAAGGAAGCCACUGGGGGCCGGACGGCAGCCAACGUCAGAUCUUCCAGUGUAGGAAGCUUAAGCUGUAUGAGUAAGGCAGUAGAUGAGCUGCCGCCUGACUCUCCACAAGUCCCAGAGGGCCAGCGGAGGCCAUCGGAGAAGACAGCCAGCUUGAGACGCAGGAAGGGGAGCCAGACAAGAGAUGAGAGCACCACAAAUAUCAGCAGUAGCUUCAGCAGUAACACCCUCACCAGGAGGAAGGAUGCCAGGAAACAGAGCUCCUCCAAAGCCUCCCAGGAUACUGCUGAGACAAAAAGGAGUGCUGGAGUUCAACCCAGCUACAGCACUCCUAGCCUUCAGGAUGGGACCCUGAGAAGACAAAAAGGGGACAGGCCUGACAGGGAGCACCACGGUGGACAUGAAGGAAACUCUAAGAGCAAGAAAGGAGAAGUUCCCAAGAGCCAUGAGGGACUGCUCUCCUUCUUUAAAGGUAACUUCCUGAAGAAGGACAGGGACUCAAGGAAGUCCAAGGAGGGUGAGUCAGGAAAAGAAGGAGGUGAUGAAGGAGGCAGGAGGACUCUCUCUAGGCUGUCACUGUCCAACGGAGCAGCAGGAGGAGGAACCGGGGUAGAAGGAAGCAAGUCUAAUGGCUCGGGCCAUCCAGGCGAUGAGCUGGCAAACGGGAAAGUGGGACGGACCGCGGCGGACAUCAAGCGCUCCCAGAGCUCCUCCAAUAUCCCCACCAAAGCGGAGCAGAGCAUGCGUAGGACAGCAUCUUUGCAUCGUAACGGGAUGUCUACAGCCCCGUCGCGCAGCCUGACAACAGACAAACCGUCUUACGGCACCCUGCAGAGGACUCGUUACAGCACAACCUCGCUGGGACGCAAAAGGACAGUCCCAGAGUCCAGCUUCUGACAUGGAGAUAUUCAACAUAUGAACACACACACAAAAAACACACACACACAAAGCCUUUUAUCUGUCAUGAAGUGAAUGACAUCCAAUCUUUGACAUCAAAGCAAUAGAGCUCAACUCACAGUGGUGCGCCUUUUUGUCCACAGAAAAUGAACUGGCUCAAGUGGCUUGCACAAUGGAGCUGAGAGAUACGGAGAAAAUGAAGGCUUCUUUAACGCUGGGAUAUAAAGAGCAGAAUGAAAUGAUGGUACCUGUCCGUCAAAUGUCAGAGGGAGUCCAUUUUUAUUCUGUUUAUUUUCUCAAUGUCUUAAAACAAGUGCCUGAGCAACUAAUAUGCAGUUUAGACCAAUGAGUUUGUCUGUUUAGCACUGGAAGCACGAAAUUACACACACACACACACACACACACACGCACAUACAAGCAUAUUAUCCGCAUCUGUGUCUUAUUACUGUAGUGUGAGUGUCAGGAUUCAUCACUCCAUUUUGAAUUCUCGUUGUUGUCUGCUUAAAAUGAAGACACACUGAUUGUGUUCAUUUCUAAGAAUGUAAUCUGUCCACAAGAUACAUGGUGGUGCUUUGAGGCCGCAGUUUUCUGAUUAACAUCAAUUAUUCAUCUUUAAGCCCUUGUUUGACGUUAAUUUAAAGUAGCUGAAGGAUGGCUUUGAACACAAAGCAAAGUUUUUAUAAAGAAGUGACUUGUCCCCAUGCGACCCAGACUGCAGUUGUUGUUUAACCUGCAGUAAAUAGGACCUCUGACCGUAAUAACUCGCUGGGUUGAAGUGAUAUCCUGUAGAAUCACUGACCUGGGUCUCCUAAUUAUUAUUUGGCUAAGACACUAAAUCCCCAUCAUGUCUAAUAACACUUUAUAACUGAGCCGGACUAACCUCCCUGUGGCAGAAGAGAAUUUGAAAUAUACAUUUGUUUACUGUGAAGUGUAAUAUGAAUGCAAUAUCCACUCUUAAAGAUUAGUUUUAUACCUUUUAUAUAACAUCAGUUAACCAUAUUAGAUGCAUUCCUUGGGGUUUGUUCUUUUUGUUGUUUUAUUUUUGGUUUAACAUCUUUUUUUUUUCCUUAGUUUACGAUUGAUUAUGUUUUCCAUCACCUUGAUCAGCUGUCAGGAGACUGUUGCAGUCAGUCAUAUGGUGUACAGUAUGAUAGCGGUGUCCCCAAUUAACACAGCAAAAGAGUGUGAUUUUUUUUGUUUUGUUUUUUGUCCUGACUCAAAAUGCAGAAUGAGGCUGCAUCACAUGUGGCUCUAUUGAAGCUGUGAUUAUAGCGGCCUAAAAAUACAAACCUCUCUCUUUUGAUUGUGAGAAAUUUUCCCCAGAAUCAAACAUUGACUGAUGUUGAUUUUUGCGAGCAGUCUUCCCCUAGAGCAAAGCUGGAAAUCUUGCAGCCUAAGAUUGACCACAUUUUGGCAGUUAGAAGUGAAAAAAAUGAUCCCCAAAACACCAAAAUGGAUGCAAAAAUGCAACGUGCAAAGAGUGUCAACAGUUUAAGGGUUUGGAUUUUUAUUUAUUUAUCCCAAGUCUGACCAGUCUAAUAUAUAGAAGAUUUAAAUUGCCUAAAUUUAAACAUUUUUAAAAGAAAUAAAGUGAAAUACAAUGCACAUUUUUAUAUGUAUUUCCUUUUAUGUAUGCAUUUACUGUGGGUUAUUUACUGUCAGCAUUUACCGAGAACUGAGCCAAGAGGAUUCCUCCAAGUAUCUGUUUGUACACUUGCUUGCGGCACAAUCCAUCCCUUAAAACUGCAAACAGUCAAUCACAAAUGGAAGUGAUGCCUACCUUACACCAGAAGGCUUUGAAAAGAUUUUGAAAACACUGUUAUGAGACUAAAGUCUGACACCCCCUCACAUCUAAAGACAAUGUAAGCUUUUGCAAAGGCCUGGAAUGUUACAAGGUCCCUGUUUGCAAAACUAAACUAGAUUCACUUUGAGAUUAUUUUCCAUCCUGCUCCUGGUGGAAAAUAUGACGUCAAACCCCCUCAAACUCAAAGACAUAUGGCAUAAAAACAAUUCCUUAACUGUCCGCAAAAUACAUAACCUAGAAACACAAGAUAAAAGACAUCAUAUGUCAACAGUGUUAUUGUCAGUUGGCAUCAAUACGGUCCAUAAAGAUAAACUAUUAUUUGCACACAAACAUUUUGGAUUUGACGUCUCAACUCACCACCAGCCUCUGUUUGUUAGCUGUGCUAUUUUAGUUAGACGAGACCAUGAGAAUGAGAGAAAAAGUAUUGUUGAAAAUUAAGAUUUCUUUGCUCAGCCUGCUGCCCUGCCCUGCUUCUGAUAAGCAGUUGAAAAUGGAUGGAUGGACUAAAAUAUGUGUUGGUUGAUGGAUCAGAUACAAGCCGAACACCGAUGCUUGUUCACCCCUUCACCCCACAAUGUUCUUGCACCUCCCCUCCUCCCCAUGGAGUCCCUUCCAUGUUUACUUUCUACAUGGUGUGCUACUACAGCUAUUGGCUGUUGACAGUGUUCAAGUCAUUGAACAUUGAAAUCUCCUGAUAAUAUUAAACAUUUCAUUUUAUCCAGCCGUCAAGGCAAAAAAAAAAACUUACACCAAAUGAUCAGGAUUACAGGGGAGCACACCAACUCCAGCAAAACUUAUGAUUUCAUUCCGCCAUUAGAAAUUUAUCAGAAUAAAGUAAAAUGUUGUUUAUGUAGUUUGAAGGGUGGUGUAAAUGUGACAUCAAUAGCAAUCACCCUCUGACAUCCACCCAUGGUUCCUCCCCCAAGGUAGCCUGAGUGUCAGACUGAAGCUCCCAGAACCUUCAGUCUGACAUGGCUUCCAUUGAAGGCGAUUUACAAGGGGGAGGGAAUUUGAUUUUUCCCUAACCAAUCAGUAGAGAUCAACGACUCACCCAGAAUCUGACGUCAUUAGUAUCCAUGCCUCGGGGGUGCCGAAAACAAGCGAGCAUUGCCCGUUUAAAAUGUCUCCGUCGUCGUGCACGCCCAGCUGCAUCACCGUUAAAUCCAGUUUAGCAGCUUCAUUAAUUUGGUCCUCCAUUAACGCGAGUAGUGGCGAAAUACCUCGAUAGCAUCGUUAAUGUGGUCUGUAGGAUCUGUAGCGGUCGCCAUUGUUGCUAUCCUCACCAGUUACCCACCGGCGGUGGUAUUUUUUUUUCGUAGGAUGGUAGGGGAAGGUACCGCCUUUUCCGCCUCUGAUUGGCUAGAAGGGCUCUCCUCCGAUUGGUUAUUUGAUUUGGCCGUGAAACAUCAUCUCACGUUCAUGGCAUGCUGUUGGCUAGUCUGUUUUGAUCGUCUUUACCACCAACAGAAGUAAACGAAGUCAAUCCAACAGUGUGAUAAGUGCGUGCCGUCAGAUUUAUAUUAAUGGAAAGCACAUCGCCGAAUUUAAGGUUGACACAUAAAGUGUAUGUCCACAUCUUAACAUAUGUUCUCAUAGGCACGAAAAGUAUCCAAUAGAUGAGGAAAUGGUAAACUAAGCGAUUUCUCAAGGCAAUUUGGCAGCACGCUCUGGAGGACUUUAAAAAACUUCUAAAUUCUAUUUAUUUUGUUGUGCCAUUUGUUUUAAUUUAGGCAUUUUAAAUCUUCCAUACUUAUCAGAAAGAACUAUUUUGUGAAUCUGGUGUGAUGAAGGUUUUGCUGUGCACAGCUCUUUUCCCAGCUGAGAGUAUUAUGAUAAAUGAUGUCUGUGUUUAUUUCCUGUUAAUUUAAACUCUGCUGGAUUUAUGGGGGCACACGCAAGCACAUUUUAUUUAAUUCAGUCUAAUCUGUUUUGUUUUUUUCUUAAUUUUACCUUAUUUCUCCCCAUAUGAACAUGCUUCGAAUUCAAAUGGUUAGUUGUUCACUUGUGUGUAUGUCUUGGUGCAAUUACUGUACACUGUUGGCCACUGUACAGCUUCAGCUAGAGCCACUGGGAGUGACGCACUUCCCUCACUGUCACUUACAUAACUGCUGGAGGAGAGCAGAUUGUUAAUUUCAUUUCCCUGGACCACAUGUGUCCAGCACCCUCCAUUAAUUAAAAUGGGUGACUUCCUAGUCACAAGUCUGCUUCAAAUUCUGGUCAUGCUAUAUGGGUGUAGCAGGCCAGCAGGAUCACCUCAUUUUUGCUGCUGCACUAAUGUUCCCAUGUUUUAUGUGCACAAAAAUCUCCCAUGAUGCCUUCUCAGGCUCUACACACGUAUGGCCCCUCAUUAAUAUUUGCACACUGCUGAGACUUGAUUUGCACUUUACACAUAAGGAGAUCUCUUAAGUAAAUAGCAGUACCGCUCAUGUUUAAUAAGAUUCUUCAACUGAAUGACACUGCUGUUUGAAAAGAAUCAGUCAUACUUGGAACAGUUUACUGACAGUGUAAGGUGUAAAAAUAACACAGUGUUACUAAGAUGGAGAAGCUGCAUUGUUCACUUCUCACCAAUACUAUUGACCCUGAAUUAGCUUGUAAUUGAAAACAUAAAUGAGUUAGAUAAGACACAUCAAAGCAUAAAGUUAAUGCUCCAUAUCAGCUUCAGAAAUAGGCCUAAAUGUGUGUGACUGAACAGUCAAUGGUGUAUUCAGGCCAAAAAUUCAGCCGUAGAAUGUAGAGGACAUUGAAUAACCCCCGUCUUUUGCAAGCCUUCUCUCUGUUAGAAGAAUGAUUAUAAAGGUAUUGUACAGCUUCUGUCCGUUUCGCAGCCUUCAGCUGCAUACACAGAGAAAAGCAGGACAGCAGGAGGAGCACAGUGUCUAAGCACUACACCGACAGCCUUUUAUUGUUUAGUGUGUGUACUUUCCCUUAGCCUUGACACCUGAUGGUAGAUACAGUUCUGUGCUGUCAUCAAUUUUUUUUUCGUUGGAGUUCAGCUGACUCCCACUGGAGCUUUGCAUCAGUGUAUUAAUCCGUAUUAGAGACUAGAACAAGUUCUUUUGUUUGUCGCUAAAGAGGCAAGCAGAAGUUUAUUGACACAAGCCGGACUCUGCCAGGUCACAGAGUAGCACAUCUGAAUGCUUCCUCGCACAAGUACUGAUGAAUAUGAGUUUGUCACGCUUUUGUAUUCUGUUUUUAAAAGAAUCAUAUCGGUCCUAGAGGUCUCUACUUAUUCAGUCUAAAUGUAAAAUAAAUUCACAGAAAUCCUUGGCAAGACUGAGAAACUAUUAAUUAGAGGUUAAAAGUAAUUUGCUGCAAAUGCUGUAUUUUGUUCAAGGCUUGUCUCAAUGCUUCAGUUUGAUCUCACAUUAAUCUCACAACAAUCACAACAGUUACAUAGCAUCGAACAACUAUGUGUGGAGUAAUGGCGUCCUGAGCAGUGAAAGAAGUCACACUCCCUCUGUGUGUGUGUGUGUGUGUGUGUGUGUGUGUUGUAGUCCAAGCUUCUCAGCCCUCUGUUGUGGUUGACAGUCUGGCCAAGCGUACAUAUUAGUGUGUGUGAGUCUCUGAGUGUGUGUGUAUCCCACUGGCUAAUCACCAACAUUCUGCACUGUACUGCAGCAGUCACCAGAGGUGUGGACCUGAGUCACAUGAGUUGGACUCAGGUCACACUCGAGUCACAAAUUUGAUGACUUUAGAAUCAACCUUAGAAAAUCAAAAAAGACUUAAGCUCAACUUUGACUCUACCACCAGUGACUUGUAACCUCACUUGGACUUCAGCCUUUUGACUGGAAUAUAUUUCCAACCUUUCUCCGGGCCCAAAAUAAAGUUUGUAUUUAAAAAGUGUGCCAAAAAUCAAUCCAUUCCCUCAAUAUUCCUUCCCAGUAAAUCGACUCUUGAUGCCCCAGAUCCCCUUUGUUUGAAGCAAUCAGACAGCAUCUAACAAAUUGCAGGAGAGAAUAAUGAAAUACUAGCAGUGCAUUACUGAUUGACAGUUGGAAAAGAAGAUACCAAAGAUAAUUUUGUUUGCUCACAAAAACUCUGCAGUGGUCAACAAAAAAGGAACAGCGGUAUGCAAAACAUGCAAGUUGAAAAGGAGACACAGCAACUUUUUUUAAAAACAAAUAAGUAAAAAUUUUAAAAAGCAUUCAUGAUUUUUGUCAGAUAUAUUCAGACUGGGAUUAUAGUGGGUGAAGAGCACAUCAGGACCUUUUUAGGACUCGAAACUCAAAGUUUAAGACUUAGGAAUUGACUUGGGACUUUUCAGGCUUUACUUGGGACUUGACUGCAAAGACUUGAGACUUACUUGUGACGUGCAAAACAAUGACCUGGUCCCACUUCUGGCACCACCAACAUCGUCAUGAAAGCGUAAUGCUCACACGCAUAAACACUGUUAGCUCUGUCAGCACUGUUGCUGUUGUUAUCACUGUUUUUAGCUGCCGCUUAGCCACCUCCAUGUUAAGAGCUGUGUGGAGACAACCUGCAUAUGUUCUCAAUGUCGUAUACAGCUGCUUUAAUUAUACUACACAAAAGGCUGAAGUACCAAACAGUAUCACAGUUACACUCCAAAAUAAACAAGCAUUUUUAUUAAAGGUUAAAAUCAACAAGCUGAAGCAGACUGUAUUAUGAAGGCAAGUUUUCUAUGCAGAGCAUCAGUAUGCAGUUCACUGUGUCACUGUUUUAUUUACACGUCGAAUAUCUGAAUAUACAGUUUUUCAUGUUUCUGCCAAGGAUACAAGCUGCUGUUUCUUAUGAACAAAGACACUAUAGAACGCUACUUUCAAUCUAUGUGGCUUUAUUUCAAAUGUGUGGGUAUGGUAUUACAUUGUGCUGUCAUAAUUUCCUUUGUGUUGAGAUGGAUAGAUUCUACUUUACCUUCUACGUAAAUCACCGUUGUCAUAGUGAAGGCUUCAGUUCCCUUUGCUUCUUGUUUCAUUUUCAGUACCCACAUCGUACAGAAAGGUGUCUGAGACUUGCCCUGAAAUGAAAUGUGUCUGUGCGCCGAAGGCAUCAUCAUUGGUGCACUUUGACACACUUUGCAGAGCAGGAAGACUAUUUUAAUCUUGUCAUGUCUAAAACCAAAAUGGUUGUGUUGUCAAGUAAUUAAUCUUCCUGCAGGCAUUAGUCAUAGCUUUGAUUAAAGACAUACCGCUACAUUAUAAAUCAGAUUUUUAAGCUUUUGUUGGAAAAGGCUCUCGGCUAGUUGAGUCAAACACAACCCUCAUUUAUUUUUUACUAACAUUUUCAGUAAGCUAUGAUUCAUUUUUUAAUUUUUUUUUAUAUCUUUUGAGCCAGUCUUAAUUAAUUAAGCAAUAAUAGCUGAAUGUCUUAUUUAUUAGUGUUGGUUCUUUGCACAAGUUUUGAGUCGAAAGUGCUGUUAGUAAAUCUUCUUGAAGCGUGUGGAUUCAAAGUUGGAGAUUGAGAAAGUCAAGCACAGAAGCUUUUAUUCUCCAAACAAAAACCUAGCACUCAUGACAAUAUUAAAACCACUAAAUCAGAUGCUUAGUUUUCUGCUCGAAAUGUCAAGAGGGACUGAAGAUAGCUUUGUUUUGACUGAGGCUACUAUUUGGCUUUAGUGUUUGACAUAGCCUGAGCGUACUCACAAAGGCUGCCAUUCUCAGUCGAAGACAUGAGUUGCAAAUUCUACAAAAACAGGCAAAAUCACUAUAAUCACAGGGUAGUUAAAAUAACAUGGUAGCUGGAGAUUUGUGCUCUUAGUAGCUAAGCCUCUACUAACAGUGCUGAAAUGACAGCUGUGUAAUAAACAAAAUAAUGGAUCCAUUUAGAGUCUGAUGCUCACACUGAAAUUGUGUGAGAAGAAAAAUGUAUGACAGAGAAUAAAACAACUCACCUUGAAACUUGCAGAAUACCAUUUUCAAUAUCUGAGCAACCCUAAUGUUAUAAUGGCUGCAAUUAGAACAUGCUUUCACAAAUCAGUAUAAGCCAAAAUUCACCGUUUCCAUCUUUUCAGUCCAUUUUCCUGAAAGCUACUACAUACAUCUGGUACAAACACAAGGCCAGAGUCUCUUCCCUGCCAACAAGAUGUAGAUAAUUACUGACACAUGAUUAAAUAAAUUCACAGUAGAUUAUUAUAAUUUAUUUGAGAGGCCGAUGCUGAAGAAGAAUAGAGUUAAAGUAGGAACACAAAGUCUGUAUUGCAUUUUAAAUGUAUGUUUGUUUCUGUUUUUCUUUGCAUGGUUCAAUCCACAUGUGGCCCCACACACACACGCACACACACACACACACACACACACACUGACACAAUGUUUACUCUGCCAAACUGAGCACUUCUGUGUUAACACUAAUUAUUUUGUGAAAUGUGGAUCGAAGAUGUUUUUAUAUGCAAUUUUUCUACAUUUUAUAAAGAUUUAAAAAAUCUCUGUAUAUAUUUGUGGACACACAUAGACCCAACUGUGUGCAGGUGUGUGUGAGAGAGAGAGUAAAUAAAUAAAUUUAUUAUUAACAGUUAGUUUUUGGGUUGUAGUGAUUUGGGAAAAUGAUGCGAAGGUAUCUAACUGAACUCACAUGCAAUGUAUUCCAUGAUUUGCAUAGGGGUGUAAGAAGUAUGCUUUCACUGUAAAACAACAGUUUCUGCCUGAACUGUCUGCUGUACAUAAUGGUAUAUUGUUUUAUUUUUCAAUACAUCAAAUAAAAAGGUAUUAUUUAUGAA
Molecule: messenger RNA, 12495 nt
Organism: Epinephelus fuscoguttatus (brown-marbled grouper)
Lineage: Eukaryota; Metazoa; Chordata; Actinopteri; Perciformes; Serranidae
Gene: usp43a
Product: ubiquitin specific peptidase 43a
Exons: 16
Coding region: 335-4024 (1229 amino acids)
Biological process (GO): protein deubiquitination
Molecular function (GO): cysteine-type deubiquitinase activity
Source: RefSeq, a predicted model, not a curated record